This is a messenger RNA of Malassezia japonica, 2622 nucleotides long. RefSeq lists its product as uncharacterized. The transcript has a single exon. The record is from RefSeq and is a predicted model, not a curated record. NCBI's taxonomy places the organism in Eukaryota, Fungi, Basidiomycota, Malasseziomycetes, Malasseziales, Malasseziaceae. The coding region runs from base 1 to 2622 and encodes 873 amino acids.
AUGCAGUACAGCUUCAUCCCCGCUUUCAUCACCGCCACUGGCAUGCUGGCCAAUGCUGCCCCUGUGAGCAAGGCCGCCUCGAACGGUGUUGUUCCCCAGGCCCCCGCCGCGACUCGCCCUGGUCACUCCUUCAACGUGACCUGGCAGCCGGACGUCUCGGGUUCUUCCGACUGGAAGAAGAUGGACAUUUCGCUCGUUGAGAUCAACGGUCAGGACAAGCACGUCGUGAAGAAGAUCGCUUCGGGUGUCGAUGGCACCAGCGCCCACAACAACACCCUCCUCGCCAAGGCCCCGGCCAAGGUGAACAACAAGAACCAGUACGCUCUGGUCUUCUCGCACGGUCAGGAGAAGAAGGUGUCGCCCAAGUUCGUCAUUGAGAACAAGGACAGCACCUACCACACCCAGGCCCGCCGCGCCCACCACUCGUCGUCGUCGUCGGCUGACAGCGAGGAGACCUCGACUUCGUCGGGCCGCUCUGCUCUGUCGCACAACUCGAACGACCAAAUGGUGCAGGCCGACGGUCCUUGGGGCUUCUCUCUCCCUGAGUCGGCCCAGGGCACUGGCUCGACCUCGGGCAACAACGGCCAGAGCGGCAGCUCGGGCAGCUCGAACAGCAACAACCUCCAGGCGCUGAACGAUGCCACGAACGCGCAGUCUGACGGCCAGAAUGCUCUUACUGGCUCGGACAGCCCCAACAUGGUGGACCAGAUCCUGAGCAGCGGCUCCUCCAACUCGGGCUCCUCCGGCUCGCAAGGCAGCAGCAACGGCAACAGCGACAGCCAGCCCGGCCUUGUGCUCAACAUCGGUGGCCAGCACUACGCUUCCGACUCGCCCCAGGCUACCUCGGCUGUGCGUGCUGCGCUGCAAUCGGCCUCGUCCUCGGCGUCGAGCACUGGCUCGGGCUCGGGCUCGGGCUCGCAGGGCCACAACUUCCGUGUGAACCAGGCUAGCUCGGGUAACAACCUCGAGCUGCCUACGGACACGGACAGCGUGCUGCACAGCACCUCGCGCCACGGUGUCCACGGCACGAGCGCCGGUCGCCAGGCGAUUGCCUCGAACGGUCGCCACUCGAACAGCACUGGCAACAACCAGGCUGCUGGUGUCGCUGGUGGUGACCUGACCAACUCGUACCCUGAGCAGCCCACCGGCAAGCACCACGGCAAGCACCACAGCAAGCACAACGCCACUUCCUCGGCUACCGGCAAGCACCACGGCAAGCACAACGCUACUGCCUCGGCCUCUGGCAAGCACCACGGCAACGCCACUGCCACUGGUAAGCACAACGCCAAGGCUGCGGUUGCUGGCAAGCACCACGCCAACGCCACGUCGACUGGCAGCAAGAAGCACCAUGGCAAGACCAAGCUGGCCUCGGGCUCGAGCUCCGCCUCGGGCUCUGGCUCGGCUACUGGCUCGGCCUCGGGCGCUUCGACGGGUGCUUCGACUGGUGCCUCGUCCGCCUCGAGCGACAGCCCCGCUGCCUCGCAGGGCGACUGGAGCACCGUCUCGGACUCGGGCAACCAGGGCUUCCAGUCCGCUACCCAGGCCAGCUCGUCGGCUGCCCCCACGGACUCGGCUUCGUCGUCUGGCUCGGCCGCUGCCGCCCCGAGCGUUGCCUCGGACCCCGCUGCGAAGCGUGGUCUGUUCAAGCGCUCGGACGACAGCUGGCUGAACAGCGCUGCCGGCCGCGUCGCCGCUGCUGCCACCGGCUCGUGGGACGCUGCCAGCUCGGCUGUUGGCAACGCCACCCGCCACGGCCACAACCACUCGUCGACUGGCUCGGGCUCGGGCUCGGCUAGUGCUUCCUCGACUGGCGGCCGCCACCACUCGGUGUCGCCCCUGUUCGGUGUGCACAGCGACUCGAACAGCUCGUCGCCUUCGUCGGUUGCCACUGGUGCUUCGUCCGCGACCUCGGGCGCGGCGGACGCCACCGGCUCGUCGUCGGGUUCCGCUGAUGCCACUGGCUCGUCGUCGGGCUCCGCUGAUGCUACUGGCUCCGCGUCGGAUGCUGCAGACGCUACCGGCUCCUCGUCGGCCGCCUCGGGCUCGAGCUCGAGCAGCCCCUCGUCGAGCGGCAGUGCCUCGCACUCGCGUCACCACGGCCAGGCCUCCAGCACCGGCUCUGCCUCGGAGUCGGCCUCGGGUGUCACUGCUAACGGUGUGCCUUCUGAGUCGGCCUCGAGCACCAGCUCGGGCUCCGAGUCGUCUUCGCCGUCGAGCAGCCACUCGCGCAGCCGUGCCUCGCACACUGGUUCUGCCUCGAACGGCCGCCUGACGCGCUCGCGCGCCUCGCACGCCUCGCCGACCUCCUCGGCCUCGCACCACCGUGGCCAGCAGGCCGCGACGGUUGUGAACAGCCAGGGCAGCAGCGGCGACCUGGACGGUGCCGAGACCCGCUCGCGCUCGUCGCCCCAGGGUGCUACCCAGGACUCUGACGGCAGCGACCUCCAGCAGAUCCUUGCCCAGGGUCUCCUUGGUGGCUCGGGUCUGUCGCAGGACCAGAUCAGCUCCUACUACCAGCAGCAGCAGCAGCACAACAGCGCUGGUCACCGCAACAACCACGAGCAGUACUCGGUCUCGCUCCACGCUCACCGCGGCCAGCAGAGUGUGUCGGCCAGCUACUAA